CACUGCUGCCGAGCACGAGCUGUGAAGAAGCAGCCGGAGCGACAGACUGUGGGCUAAGUUUGUCCGCCCUGGCUUCCCAUCAGAGUCAAAGGGGCUUUGUUUCAUUGAUGAACAACAACCGUCGGUUUCGCUUAAAAUUCACAACAAAAGUAGAGGCGUUAGAAACGGUCAGGCACGUUCGUGACAUUUUGGAUAAUUUGUAGAGGCAAAGAGAGAGAGGGGGAAAGUGCGAACUAGCGGACGACUGCUCCAAAGUUGACACUCCGCUGUCAUGUUUGGUACUUGUUGAAUAGGCUGCGUGUACGUACCAUACAUACAUACACAACAUACAUACACAACGCUGGAGCCUGCGUGGGCAGCGUGCUGGGAAGAGGGUCUUCUGUAUCACCAUGAGGCAGUGACAGAACUGGGACAAUGAUGGCAGAGCUGGAAAUUGACCAGUCCAACCUUCCACGCGUCCAAGAAGUGUGCCAGUGUUUUGCUGUGCUGGAGGAUGGAGUGUUGGCACACAAUCUGCAGGAGCAGGAGAUUGAGCAAUACUAUACCACCAACAUCGAGAAGAACCAGCUAGUGCAGAAUGACAUCCGUGUAGCCAAAAGGCUUCAAGAUGAGGAAGAGGAGCAGCAGGCCCAGCAGAGCGCCCUCCUCAGACAGGCUUCCAGACAACUAGAGGAGCAAGACUUUGAGUAUGCCCGUGUAAUUCAAGAGGAGAUCCAGCGUUGUGCUGAGGAGGCCCAGAGGAGGGAGAAGCACGAUGAGGAAAUAGCUAAACGAAUGCAGGAAGAGGAGAAUCAGAGACGAAGGAGGAGGAGCAGAGGGCAGGAGGGCCAUAGUGAAGGCAGCGCCAGCGAUCCUGCACUGCCAUCCCCAUACCAGCACACACUCAGCAGCCUUCACCAAGGAGAGGAGCAGUACUCAUCUACCACCACCAGGUGGCAAUGUUCUACCUCUCACCACCAUUCAGAGUUAACUGAGCCUCAAGCUGACUCCCCCAGGGGGGUAGCGGCUCAGAAAAACACAGCUUCAUGGUCAAAUCAAGGACACACAGAUUCCUUUAGGGAAAUCAGGAGUGAAUUGAGAGAGCCUUUAAGUGAGGAUUCAGAGGACUCGGACACAGUUUUCUCUGAACAACUCUCUGUCUUGUCCCAGAGACUGAAUGAAAGACUCAUCACGGCACCUCAUCGACGGCGGGCAUCUUUACAUCAGCCACAAGAGAGAAACUACAGAAGUCUGUGCACUGGUAACAGCUUCACAGAUAAGCUCAGAGGCUGGGAGGAGGAGAGUGGAGAGCAGGAUGAGGACUAUUAUGAAAAUGGUGACCUAGAGAAGAGGACACCUAGGAAUUGGGAUCAGGAAAGGAACCAUAAAGAUCAGGAUAGAGACUCUAGGUUAGUCGACGUAAGAGAAAGGCGAUGUAGUCGCAGUGAAUCUGUCAGUCUACAUGACAGGAGCAUACAGAGCAACAGAGACCUAGUGAGAACUUGGAGCUAUAAGGACAACCCUGACAAACAUGUCCAUUUUCAGGACAACACCAGGAGCUCUAACAGGCAGCAUGGUGAAAGACGUGGAGUCUGGGAGAUGCUAGGCCAGGUCCUCAGAGAGAGGGGUGUGCCUGUGAGGUUUGGCGGCAACAGGGCGCCACUGCAAAUAAGGCCUCAAAGCAGAGAGAGCCAGGUGCUUCAUGGGAGUGAGGUCUCCUGUAGCGACUCCCAACCACAUCAGAGAGUCUUCCAGAGAGCUGCCUCCACCAGGCACAGUUUCCAUGGAGAUAUCAGGGAGAGGAGGAGAUUGUCAUACCGAGAGAACAGUGGGAGAGAUCACAGAGAAGACCGAGACAGGCACCGUAAAGAUGUGGAGCAUGAUGGAGAGGUUUAUGAGAUUAGUAGUAGUGACUCACAUCUUGCUAACAGUGAAAAGCGGGACAGUAGAAGGUGGAAAGAGCACAGAUGCACUAACAAUGAUGAUAGGGAGAGGAAUGCAGAUGAUUGCAGGGUCAAGAGGAAAACAAGCCAACACAGGCAUUGGCACAAGACCACGAAACAAAGGUUAAGCUCAGAGGAGGAGCAGGAGGUUGAGAGGAGAGUAGAGCGGCCCCACAGAAGAGCCCCACAGCGUAGCCAAAGCCUCAGCAGCAGCGGGGCUUCAACCAGGGAUAGGUCAAGGCACAUGGCAGCAGGAACGGCAUUGCAACCAGAGCAUGGCGAGGCAAGCCUGGACCUGGGAGAGCUGCGGCAGGUUCUACAGGAUGAAGAACUGGCUCACAAGCUGCAGGAGGAAGAGGAACAGCUGUUGAGGAGGAACUCCCAGCCCUCUCCGUGUAGUGCUUAUCCAGAGGGAGACUUCAGAGUAGCACAAGUGGCACAGGAUGAGGAAAUUGCACGUUUUAUGCAGAAGCAGGAAAUUAAGUCGAAGCGUAGAUCUCGCGAGCUAGAAGGGCCGGCAUCUUGGCGCGAGCACAGAACAAUGAUCAGUCAUCAUGACAGACAAGCUGCAAGAGACAGACAGGGCCAACGAGAGAGGCUUGACUCAGAGGGCCUUCCUUCCCCCACUGAGGACUGCUCCCCAGAGAAUCAGUCACCCAGCCUUAUCUCCACUUUACCACAAGCCCAGCAGAUCAGAAACAUUGCGGAAGAGCUGGACCCGACCUUCCAGGCUAGGAGGCAAGACAUAGAGAGCCUCAGAGUGAGACAAACAGGUCCAACCUGUCAGUCACUUCCCAUGCCGCAUUCUAGCUUACGUGACCUCCUCGAGGAGCCUACUUUCAUCCCACCUACUAAACGGCAAACGGACAAAUCAGGACGCACGAAACCCAAAGAGAAGAAGGAAAAUUGCAAGCAACAAUAAUUUUCAACACAUUGUGCUGUUGGAGUACAUAUAUAUUUUAUAACACUAAAUAUCAGUUCAGCUACAGAGUUCUCAUUACUUAUUACUUUAAGGUUGAAUAUUGUAAGAAUUAAGUUCUCUCUGCCAUCCACCCCUACUAGCACUUUAGACCGGUGGAACAAAGAGAAAGAAUUGAGAGAAGGACUCCUGCCUUUAAUAAUUAUCAAAGGGAAAAUCAAGGUUAAUUGAAGUAUUGUUUGAAUUAUUCAGUGUUAAUGAGUGUUUAAUUUAAAUUGUAUACCUUUUUUAAAUUAUAUUUAUAACUUUUGUUUUUAUUUAGUUAAGCAGUAUACCGUGAGCAUCCAAAAUGUCAAAUGACAAAACAAGAAGUUACUAUAACCCUUGAACCUGGGUGAAGUGGUUAUCGGACAAGCUACUUUAAGACAUCCACUUUUGGAGUGUCUGCCAACUUUGUUUCAAAGCAGUUUGGCAGGACACCAGCCAUGUUUACAAUAGUAAAUGACAAUCAAAUGAACUUAUUUAACCCUUAUAAAAUGUAAAUCCCAUUUGUUACAAUUAUCAUCAUAUGUUAAAUUGUUUUGUAAUAUCCAGAUGUAAAUAUAUCCUUUGGGGACAGUAUAUGUAACAAAGUAAUCUAAGCUCAAAGGUCCAUUUAUUAACUUUUUGGAGGUUUCAUCUGCAUCUCACGGUCAUUUAAAUCAACGCCAAAGACCAUCCUUAAACUGAGACAGGAAUUAGGUCUUCCCCCCUAUAUAACGACCACUUGUUAUCACAUGACUGAAUUUCCACACUUAAGCCACAUGACACCUGAGCCAGUUCCAUUCGCUGAAUGAAGACGUUGAGAUGCGCCAGAAAGCUUGUAAGUGGACCUUUUAAGCUUAAAGUAUUUGGUACAUAUCCAACUCAUGUUUUUGUAUAUUUUGCCAGGUGGGUUUUGUCCAGAGACAAUUAUGAUGCCAAUUAACAUUAUUCAUUAUACAGAAUACUUGCUCUAACAACAGAUUUGAUUUUUAUGCACACAUAACCAUUUAUUGGUCUCAGUUUUUGUUUUUUGUUUGUUUUGUAUGUUCAUAUUACUCCCACGUUUUAAAACAAAAAAACAAACACUUUUUGUUGUUUUUUGUUUGUGUUUUUAUAAAUGUAAUAUGCCACGGCUUAGGUGGACCACUAUGAAUGCAAUUGUUCUUUAUGCAAGUGCAACAAAUAAAAACAAUUCACAUUUUU
Molecule: messenger RNA, 4068 nt
Organism: Siniperca chuatsi (mandarin fish)
Lineage: Eukaryota; Metazoa; Chordata; Actinopteri; Centrarchiformes; Sinipercidae
Gene: ccdc187
Product: coiled-coil domain containing 187
Exons: 13
Coding region: 415-2844 (809 amino acids)
Source: RefSeq, a predicted model, not a curated record